AUGAGUUUUGGCUUCGGCAUAGGCGACUUCAUUGCUGUUGGUAAGCUAGCCUGGUCAGUCUACAAAUCAUGCAAAGACGCGCCAGAAAGUUUCAACAAUAUAUCAGUCGAGGUACUGUCUCUUCAUGCCGUACUGAAAGAAGUGGAAGAAGCCGUUGCCGAUGAGCCUUUGACGGAAUCUAAACAACACAGCCUUGCUACAAUUAGUAAUGGCUGUCAGUCUGUGCUUCAAGACUUGCAAGCUCUCAUCGUGAAAUAUGACAGCCUGGGGUCUCAGAGCCGGAGGACUUGGGAUCGAAUGAGAUGGGGAGCGAACGACAUUUCGGAGUUGAGAGCGAGGCUCACUUCAAACAUUAUGCUACUCACCACUUUCUUGAUGACCUCCCAAGUAGCAGUUGAGCGAAAACUCAGCAAGCUAGCACGAGAAUUUCAAGAUGGCAAGCAUGAGGGCUCAGUUAUUACCGUCGCAACGGUCGAGUCACUUGCUCCGAACGAAAAGGAGACUUGGCGAGCUAUACGAAAGGAGCUUGAGAAUAUCGGAAUCUCCGUGAUGGCUUUCGACGCCAACAAGUCCUUCAUCAUGGACUGGUUCCAGACUGCCAUUCAAUCAGGGGCAUUCGAGGAACAGACUAUUGCAUCUGAUCACGAAUCGAUAUACUCUCAUGAUGCGACCGCCGCCCAUUGGAGUCUUGUAUCGGGUCAGAAAUCUCCCAAAUCAGAUACUCUGCUGACGGAGCCUGUGCAUUUUAGCAGCCCUGACCUAAAAGUUCAGGCAUCAGAUGCUAGCAAAAUUGCCGAGGGGAAAAUCAAUAUUGACGCGAACGCAAAGGAAAUAAAGCACAACGAAGAAUACAACGGUCAAGUUUCAACAUCUGCGGCACUCGCUCAUAGGACCAGCGAAGUGGACAUGGUGGAGCCCCAACGUAAUAAAAGUACUUUACGACCAACCCAUCUACCCAAGCUCGCGGCGAUGUUAACGACGCGAAGAGAUUGUUAG
Messenger RNA from Cadophora gregata, 996 nucleotides. RefSeq lists its product as uncharacterized. The coding region runs from base 1 to 996 and encodes 331 amino acids. The record is from RefSeq and is a predicted model, not a curated record. The transcript is spliced from 2 exons. Lineage: Eukaryota; Fungi; Ascomycota; Leotiomycetes; Helotiales; Ploettnerulaceae.